Molecule: messenger RNA, 2162 nt
Organism: Magnolia sinica
Lineage: Eukaryota; Viridiplantae; Streptophyta; Magnoliopsida; Magnoliales; Magnoliaceae
Product: DEAD-box ATP-dependent RNA helicase 22
Exons: 8
Coding region: 119-1909 (596 amino acids)
Cellular component (GO): chloroplast
Molecular function (GO): RNA binding; RNA helicase activity; ATP binding
Source: RefSeq, a predicted model, not a curated record
UUUUUCCCAGCAAAGGUUUUUCGGAGCUUCUAUUCUUCUGUAGCUCUCAUUCUUCCUUCCCUCUUGAAAACAAAACAAAAGACGGAACCGAGAGCGCGUCAGUGAAGCAACGGAAGCUAUGCUCCUCUAUCGCCAUGCCUCGAUACUUCACUACAGAAGGUUCCUAUCUUCUUCUGCUCCGCUUAUCUCAGCCGUCGGAUCACCUUGUCCACUCACAUCAUCGCCAUCAUCUUCACCAUCUUUGCUCUUCUCCUUUUGGCCAAAACCAUUGAGAGUCCGCAGGAGCGCAAGGCGGGGGUAUGGAGUUUCGGCUGUUGCCGGUGCCACCAUCGAAGAAAGGAAAGAUAAAGAAAGCUUCUUCGCUGAUGAAGCUAUCACAUGGAAAUCCCUCGGCAUUUCAGAUCAGCUUUGUCAAUCUCUCUCAGAUGUUGGCCUUCGGAAGCCGUCUCUGGUUCAGGCUGCGUGCAUACCGUACAUACUUUCGGGCAAUGAUGUGGUAAUUGCAGCGGAGACUGGCAGUGGGAAAACACAUGGAUACCUGGUUCCGUUAUUUGAAAAAUUAUGUGCCCCAUCUAAUCCUUCUGGCAGUGUGGAUGAUAAUCAAGCAAAUCCUCAGCCCCACAGACUAUCCCUUGUGCUUUGCCCGAACGUGAUGUUAUGCGAGCAAGUGGUUCGUAUGGCCAACUGUCUCUGCAACAGUCAUGGUGAACCGCUUCUGAGAAUCUAUGCUGUUUGUGGGCGACAUGGGUGGCCGGUCUCUCGACCUGACAUUCUUGUCUCAACACCAGCUGCUCUUUUGAAUUGUCUUUUUGCUCUUGACCCAGAAAAGCGGCGACGUUCCAAAUUUUUACGUGAUGUGAAAUACGUGGUGUUUGACGAAGCAGAUAUGCUGCUCUGUGGAAGCUUUCAGAAUCAAGUUAUUCGUAUAAUAAACAUGCUACGUUUUGAUGAGAAGCUGCUUUCUAGAAUGCAAGACUCUGCACUUGAGAAUUCAACUAAAUUAGAUGUGGAUACUGUGGUGGAUUUUGAGCCAGAAGAUGAUGAAGAGCUGCAGGCUGUCAGCUACUCUGAAGAGGAGGAUGAGAAUGAGGGUGGUGUUGACCUUGGAGAUGUCAGAACAGAGGAGAAUGAAGAGAUUAAAGCAGGCCCCUACAGAGGGAAAGACUGGAGGAGGGUUAGGAAAAUCUAUGUGCGGAGUAAGCAGUACAUUUUUGUGGCUGCCACUCUUCCUGAAAGUGGGAAGAAAACUGCUGGUGGGUUAUUAAAACGUAUGUUCCCAGAAGCCAGUUGGGUUAGUGGAAAUUACCUCCAUUGCCAUAAUCCCAGGUUGGAGCAGAGAUGGAUAGAAGUUACAAGAGAUACACAAGUUGAUGUUCUCAUUAAUGCUGUAAAGCAAGGUUUUAACUCUCAAGCAAUAGAUUCUGAUGAUGAUGGUAGUCGGACCAUGGUGUUUGCGAAUACCGUUGAUGCGGUCGAGUCAGUGGCUAAAAUAUUGCAGAGAGUAGGUGUUGAGUGCAUUUCUUACCACAGUGACAGCUCUUUGGAGGAGCGGGCUAAGGCUUUGAUUGAUUUUCAAGAAGGAGGGGGUGUACUUGUCUGCACUGAUGCCGCUGCACGUGGUCUUGACAUUCCAAAUGUUUCACAUGUUAUUCAGGCGGAGUUUGCAACUUCUGCAGUAGAUUUUUUGCAUAGGGUUGGCCGUACUGCAAGAGCAGGUCAAUCUGGACUGGUCACAAGCUUGUUCACAGAAUCCAACCAUGAUCUUGUUGCUGCUGUGCGUCUAGCAGGGAAACUGGGACAGCCUGUGGAGAAGGCAUUUAGCAGGAAAAGGAGCUUCCGGAAUAAGCUUAAGAAAGGCUCCAAAGGUGGUAGAGAUUCAUUGAGCACUGUGGACAGAGUUCUUGCGUAAUUCAGGGAUGGGACAGACAGUGUAGCACUCCGUACUUGUUUGCUCUAUGAGCAUCUAAGACGUAUUUACCUGGCGGAUUGUCUCUUCAAUCCAUAAUUUUGACAAUGUAAAUAUUUUUGUAUCAAUUUCACUGUUUCCGGUGCUAUUUUUCAAUGUGUAGUAUCUUUCUCUUUCAAAAAAAAAAAAAAAAGUUCAUAUCAAAUGUGUACUUUUUUUUUGUUGAGUAAAGCUAGCAUUGAAUCAGUGACCUUGA